UCGCGUCGCCCGACCCAGCCCGGCGGGAGGCAACCGGCGGCCGCCGCCUGGCGCCCCGCGGCCCCCCGGCCCGCGCCCGCGCCUCCCCUCCCCCCUCCCGCCGCGCGCCGCUCUCUCUCGCUCUCUCUCUCUGUGCCAUGUUAGCCGCGCGCUCUCUCUCUGUCUCCCCCACAGAUCUCGCGAGAGCGGCCGGCUGGCGGUGGUGGCUGCGGAGGGGGUUGGCUCGGCGGCGGCAGGAGCAGUAGCGGCGGCGGGCGGAGGAGGCGGCGGCGGCGGCCGGGGGGCGCAGGCAGGCGGGAGGGCGGGCGUCGGGAGGCCCGGCGGCGGCGGCGGAGGCGGAGGCGGCGGCGGCAUCAUGGCGGACCGAGACAGCGGCAGCGAGCAGGGCGGCGGCGGCGGGGCGCCGGGCCCGGGCGGCGGCGGCGGGCCGGGCGGCGGCGGCGUGGGCCUCCAGCACGAGACGCAGGAGCUGGCCUCCAAGCGGGUGGACAUCCAGAACAAGCGCUUCUACCUGGACGUCAAGCAGAACGCCAAGGGCCGCUUCCUGAAGAUCGCCGAGGUGGGCGCCGGGGGCAGCAAGAGCCGGCUGACGCUCUCCAUGUCGGUGGCCGUGGAGUUCCGCGACUACCUGGGCGACUUCAUCGAGCACUACGCGCAGCUGGGCCCCAGCCAGCCGCCCGAGCUGGCGCAGGCCGCGGACGAGCCCCGGCGGGCCCUGAAGAGCGAGUUCCUGGUGCGCGAGAACCGCAAGUACUACAUGGAUCUGAAGGAGAACCAGCGCGGGCGCUUCCUGCGCAUCCGGCAGACGGUCAACCGCGGCCCGGGCCUGGGCUCCACGCAGGGCCAGACCAUCGCGCUGCCGGCCCAGGGGCUGAUCGAGUUCCGCGACGCCCUGGCCAAGCUCAUCGACGACUACGGCGUGGAGGAGGAGCCGGCCGAGCUGCCCGAGGGCACCUCCUUGACGGUGGACAACAAGCGCUUCUUCUUCGACGUGGGCUCCAACAAGUACGGCGUCUUCAUGCGGGUGAGCGAGGUCAAGCCCACCUACCGCAACUCCAUCACCGUCCCCUACAAGGUGUGGGCCAAGUUCGGGCACACCUUCUGCAAGUACUCGGACGAGAUGAAGAAGAUCCAGGAGAAGCAGAGGGACAAGCGGGCCGCCGCCGCCGCCGCCUCCUCCUCGUCCUCCGGGGGAGCCGAGCAGCAGCCGGAGGCCGAGAGCAGCAGCAGCAGCAGCGCCGCCGCCGCCGCCGCCGGCCCGCCCGGAGCCUUGCUGCAGGCCGAGGAGCCCGAGGAGGAUUGAUCCCCCUCCCUUGUCCCCUCCCUCGCCCCCACUCUCCCCUCCCCACUUGGCUGCCUCCUCCCUGCCCUGCUGCACAGAGACACUCGUAAUAAUAAUGACAACAACAACAGCAACAACACACACAGAAAGAGACUUUAUACUGUAAGCGAGCGCGCGAGAGAGAGAACCGACACCCACACACCGAAAAAAAGACAUGCAGUUAAAUAUAUUCUUGUUACUCUAACUCCAAGGGGAGCACCGACCGACCACCCAUCACCAAGACUGACAGCCGAGCAAGCAACUUCUUUCUCUCCACCCCAUCGCUGGAUUGUUCCUUCCACUCUUACCCAUCGUAUAAAACAGUAAGCAGCUGCUAAAACAAAAAAACAAAAACAAAAAAAAAUUACAAAAAAAGUAAUAACAUUAUAUAUGAUGAACUGUGUUUCCUACUUGAUUAAAAAUAUAAAGAACUGAGUGUUUAUUUCCCUAAUUAACCAAGAACUUUUGUACACGUUUAAGCUAUUAUUAUUAUUAAAAAGUGUUUGCAAAAAUGGUCAAGAUUAAAAUAUUGCUGAAUUAUAUUAAAAAGAGAAAAUGUCCUUUUCAUGUUGAGCUAACAUUUGACUUUAGCACAAAAAAAGAGAUAUUUUAGAACACGUAAAAUAAUAUUUUUAGUUUUUUCUUCUCAUUUUGUUACCAAAUUUCAAAAACCUUACAUGGAGGUUAUUAUAGUAUAUUUGACACCCUAUAUACCUGUGAUUAGAGAUGUGUAUAUAUAUUUGAGGGCUAGGCAUGCUGUGUGUCUGAGCUUUGUCUAAAUGUUAUGCAGAAGUCUGUAGAGUUAAAAGGUACGUAGGUUUAAUUCAUGCAAGGUAAACAAUAAGUGCUCUCUUUUAUACAAUAUGCAUUGCAUCUGGACCUUAAACAUAUAAAAUGGUCAGUGAAACUUCUGUGAACAUGAAGAAAAAUUAUUAAAAAGGCAUUUAAAUGAAAUUUGCUAACUUGUGAUUUUUACGGUUUGAGCCAAAGUUAUUCAAAUAGUAAAAAGAGAGAGAGAGAGAGAGAGAGAAUAAUCUCCCAUAUUUUUCUGCACCUGUUUGAUUUACAACUAAGUAGUUAUAUUGUCAUUAUUGUGUAUAUCAGAUGUACUUGUAUUGUUCAUAAUAUAUUUUUUUUAUGAUGUGUACUUAACCUACAGCAAUUUCCAGUAAACCUGUUUUUGAAUAACAGGUGGUGGUGAGGGGUUUUGUUUUUUUUCUUUCUCCUUUUUGGGGUGUGUGGUCACUAGCAGUACCCCUCCUCCUUUAACUUGUUUAAGUCUGAAUUGAAACUCCAGUUUGUGCUAGUGCUAACUAAUUUGUGUAGGCCUGUCAUAGAAAUCAGUGCAACAUGAUUAUUGAGUAAUCUACUGAGCCAUGGAUUUUGAGUUUCCUUUAAAAGUGAAAGCCAAGUUGGUGUGUUGUAAAGAAAUUUUCAUGUAGCUGUGGUGCUAGUUAUUGCUGGCUACAUACUUCAUGUAGUAGUGACCCCCCCUCCCUUCCCCAGUGUGCAAAGCCUUCAGUUAAAAGUAUGUACUUUGUGUGAUAUAUUAAAACUGUAGGAUAUGAAAACAGAGUCUAUCAGAACACUAAACUGUCAAAUGGUGUUCUCCAAAUUGCAAUUAUUUGUAGUAAUAUACUUUCACAGACUUUUCUUUUUAAAAUGUUUGUGUGCUUUUAAUUGACUAACUUCUUGCUGCUGUAUAGUAAAAUAUUAAUAUAUUUUUAUCAUUAAACUGCUGCAUGACUAUCAUCAUUGCAAGUGAAAAGAAUAUGUUAUAAAUGAUGCCUUAAACAGUAGAAAAAUAGUUGGAAUUCUGUAGGAAGAGUUGACAAAAUAAGAAUCUUUGAGUUUCUGGAGUGUAACCAUAUUUUAACAUCUUUGACAAAUUUAACAUUGUAGAUUUAACUGCUGUAUGUAGAAGAUGCCACCUGUAGGAACAGAAGUUUUCUGUGCUUUUCUUUGAUUGUAAGAGGUUGGGCCUAGGAAGGACAAAGAGAUUGUUCAAAGGAAAUGUAUUUUGUUUUCAUUAAAGUAUAAUUCCUUUUUUGGAGAUGUACUGUAAGUAUCAAUAUAAAAUCUGUUUCCGUUGUACCAUCCAUCUCUCGUUAAACAAGCCUGCUACUGGUGUCUGUAGAGCACCAAAUGUGCAAUAAUGUAAUAGCAGUUAGGAAUUUUUGUUUUAACUAUCACUGGAAUUUAUUACAUUGUUUUCUAAGGUGCACUUUUCCACAUAGCAAAAAUAAGCUUCCAUAGUGCAUAACAUGAUAACUAAAAUGGUUCUCGACUGCAUGUAAACAUUGAUUGAUAAAUCUGCUUUGUUUUAAUUUGGAGGGUUUGUUGAGCAGCUUUGUAUUGUAUUUGAACUGUGAUGUGGAAAGGACUGCAUUCACCAUGCUACAGGUACCAAGGGAAGUUAACAUUGCUGUGAUUUUGUUAUCUGGUUGUCUUGGUUCUGCUGUUCUCUCUGGUUUUAAAAGUUGCAGUACUGCAGAUUGGCACACACCAUUCAGUUAGAAGUUUUGUUUUCAAGCAAUAACUUGCAUGGGUCAGUGAAUAUGCAGCAAAGUAAGCUUUUGUUUCUUAUGAAAUGAUAUAAACUUAGAAAAAGAGAGCAAAAUCCCUCUUUCAGUUUAGGCUGGAAACAGACAAUAAUUUUUAAGAGAGCUAAAACUGGUUUUAGAGUGGCUUUGCUUUCCUUUGUGUACACAUACAUACAGGUGCAGAUCUGUCCCACUGUCUCUUCUGAUCAGUUUUCCAGAUUUUGUGAAACCAUCCAAACUCCUGUUGAUUAAAUUCAAAAGUGGGUCUCUUAGAAACUGCAUUUGGCUCUCUGAAAAAACUAUCAUUUGAUUCCAGCCAAUGUUGAGGUUAUUUUAUACACAGAAGUUAUUAAUAGAGUCCUCAUUUUGCUUAUUUGCUUCCCCCCCCUCCCAAAUCUAAAUGGAUGAAACAUUUCUUGACCCAAGUGUCUGAGGAUCCUCACUUUGAUCUGGCUGGGUCAAGAACAUGCAGGGGUUGUGCAAUUCUGCUUGUUUACCCUCACAUCUUACCACGAUUUUAACAAAGUUCUGUGUCCUGAGACAGAACGUUUUGAUUUAUAGAUACGUAUAGAUAGUCAAAAGACUUGGAUCAAAGGCAGUGAUAAAAUGUUAUUGUUUUAAAGCUUCUUUUUUCCACUUGAGGUGCUUGGUCCUUUGCUCAGUGUUUAAAAUGAGCAGCAGUGGGAAACCCCAGUUUAAGGCCAGAAGAAUAAAAGUAACGGUAUAUUUGACCAUAUUUUGUGUUCUGAAAACAGUAUGCUCAAAUGUGCCAAGCAAUCCAGCUUUUCAAAAACAUGCCUUAUUUUCCUUAAUAUGCUUUUCUGUGUCUUGUAGGAAAGAUCCAAGGUCAUAAUGCUACUUUAUAUAACAAAGUACAAGAAAACUUGAAAUCCACUGCAAUACAAACAUAGCCUGUUUUAUUUUAAGCUAAAGGGACACUGUCAAGUAACUUACAUUUAAAACAUGACCGCCCUUUCAGGUGAUUACCGCAUGGCAAACAAUGUCCUCAUUUUAAGUCCACUUGUUUUUUUUUAAAUACUGUCUGAGAAAUGAAAUAAACAAAUUAAAAAUUA
Eublepharis macularius is the source of this 4937-nucleotide messenger RNA. It is a transcript of the gene PURA, whose product is annotated as purine rich element binding protein A. The transcript has a single exon. Lineage: Eukaryota; Metazoa; Chordata; Lepidosauria; Squamata; Eublepharidae. Gene Ontology annotation, molecular function: DNA-binding transcription factor activity, RNA polymerase II-specific; purine-rich negative regulatory element binding; RNA polymerase II transcription regulatory region sequence-specific DNA binding. The record is from RefSeq and is a predicted model, not a curated record. Gene Ontology annotation, cellular component: nucleus. The coding region runs from base 356 to 1303 and encodes 315 amino acids. Gene Ontology annotation, biological process: regulation of transcription by RNA polymerase II.